AUGGCGUUCUUGGUUUUAUUGGCUGCAUUGUUGGUGUUAGCCGCCCCGCCGGUUCAUGUCGUCGGGCAGCGAAAAGGCUUCGUGAGCAUCGACUGCGGCCUGGAUGCCAGCUCGGGGAGCUACACAGACACCCAGACAGGCAUCGAGUACGAACCCGACGACCCGUACAUCGACGCCGGCGCCGGCGAGAACCACAGGCUAUCGGCCGACUACGACGUCUAUCUGCGCCGCUAUCAGACGCUGAGGAGCUUCCCAUCCGGCGUGCGGAACUGCUACGCGCUCCCCACCGUGGCCGGGACCAAGUACCUGCUGCGGGCGGAGUUCGAGUACGGCAACUACGACGGCAAGAACAGCUCGUCGCUGGAGUUCGACCUGCACCUGGGGGCCAACCGCUGGCGCACCGCAAAGCUGCCGGAGUUCAAGGACGAGCACGAGGUGGUCUUCGUCGCGUGGGCGGGGUGGGCGCCCUUCUGCCUGGUGAACACCGGCCGCGGCACGCCGUUCGUGAGCGUCGUGGAGCUCAGGCCGCUCGACGCGGUGCUCUAUCCGCAGGCCGUACGACCCGGCCUCUUCUCGACCACGUACAAACGGCUAAACAUGGGGACAAGCAGUUUCAUACGGUAUCCUGAGGAUCCAUACGACCGUUUUUGGUACCCGGUGGAGAACGCUAACCCACGGUGGGUGAACCUCUCGGCCCCGGCAGGGUCUAUUCAGGUGGACAUCACUUCCCCCGUGCCGUCGGUCGUUCUGCAGACGGCCGUCGCGGCAGCCGGCAACGACACGGCGCUGACAGCCGUAACGUGGCGCGACGACAGCGAGUACUCGUUCACGACGCUGGAGCACUACGCCGACUUCCAGAACACCCAGCUCCGGCAGUUCGACAGCUACUCGGGAACGGUGUACGAGUCGUACAAGCCCCCGUACCUGACCCGGGGCACUCUGUACACAGUCUCCUUCAAGGCUGCCGACGGCAGCUACAACAUCACUCUGGUUGCGACCAACACCUCCGUGCUGCCUCCCAUGAUCAAUGCGCUCGAGAUCUACCUUCUCGUCCCGUACGAGAACCCGACGACACUGCCUAGUGACUUUGACGCCAUCAUGGCUAUCAAAAAGGAGUAUGGAGUGACGAAAAACUGGAUGGGUGAUCCAUGUUUCCCAACCAAUUAUACUUGGGAUGGCGUGAAAUGCGGCAAUACAAAUGGCAACACCACGAGGAUAACUUCGUUAAAUCUAUCCAGCAGCUAUUUGCAUGGCGCGGUAUCCAAGAAUUUUGCGCUGCUCACGGCACUCCAGAAUUUAGAUUUAUCUUACAACAACUUAAGUGGCUCAAUACCUGAUUCCAUACCAAGUUUGACUUCCCUAAGAGUUCUAAAUGUAUCUGGCAACCAGCUCAGUGAUGACUCCCUAUGUAAAAAUUAUAAUGGGUCACUUAUUGUCAGACAUGAUUCUAGUAAAAGUACGUGCAACAAAAAGAUAACUGCAUCAAGGAAAAGCACCGUUAUCUUAGUUACUUCAGUUGUGGUUGCUGUGCUGGUUGUAUCUGCAAUUGUUCUUGCAUAUUUCAUCUGUAGAGCAAAAAGGAAUUCUGCUGUUUCUGUAGUUGAUCACACAAGAAAUGCACAACUCGAGAUUGCUCCAAGAAGUAGAACAAAUCAAGGGGAUCACCUGCAAGAUAACGAGAAUAGGCGGUUCACAUAUAAAGACCUGGAAAAGUUCACUGAUAAUUUUAAACAGUUCAUAGGACAAGGAGGCUUUGGAGUUGUCUAUUUUGGCCAUUUAGAAGAUGGUACUGAGGUUGCUGUCAAGAUGCGCUCCGAGUCUUCAUCGCAUGGGCUAGAUGAAUUUUUAGCUGAGGUUCAGAGCCUGACAAAGGUGCAUCACAGGAACAUCGUUUCUUUGGUUGGUUACUGCUGGGAGAAAGAUCAUUUAGCACUUGUUUAUGAGUACAUGUCUCAAGGCAAUCUUUAUGAUCAUCUGAGAGGUAAAAUUGCUGCUGCUGAAGCCUUGAACUGGGAAACACGUGUACGAAUAGUGCUCGAAGCUGCACAAGGUCUGGAUUAUUUGCACAAAGGAUGCAGCCCACCAAUAAUUCACCGGGACGUGAAGAGCAGCAACAUACUCUUGGGUCAGAAUCUGCAAGCUAAAGUAGCAGAUUUGGGACUUAGCAAAACAUAUAUUAGCGAUGGCCAUACUCACAUUUCAGCCACAGCAGCUGGCACGGCUGGUUACAUGGACCCAGAGUACUACUUCACCGGAAGGCUCACCGAGAGCAGCGACGUGUACAGCUUCGGAGUCGUCCUACUCGAGGCAGCCACCGGGGAGCCUCCGCUGGUGCCAGGCCAGGGCCACAUCGUCCAGCGCGUCAAACAGAGGGUCUCCACCACCGGCGACAUCGGCUCGGUCGCCGACCCGAGGCUCGGAGCCGCCUACGACGUCAACUCCAUGUGGAAGGUGGUUGACACCGCCAUGGCGUGCACGGCGGAGUCCGGCGCCGGGAGGCCGACGAUGGGCGAAGUGGCGGCGCAGCUCAAGGACAGCCUCGCGCUGGAGUAUGCCCGCGACAACGACGAUGACCGCAGCGUCCCGGCGAGCAUCGCCGCCAGCGAUAGCGCGGCUUUGAUGAUGUCCGGGUUUGGUCCGUCGGCGAGGUGA
Messenger RNA from Miscanthus lutarioriparius, 2652 nucleotides. Lineage: Eukaryota; Viridiplantae; Streptophyta; Magnoliopsida; Poales; Poaceae. The record is from the annotation of a GenBank genome assembly.